AUGACUUCGGUCGAGGAAUACUUGUUGAAGGAGCCCCAGCUCGACAUACAGAACGCCGACUCGUCGAGAGAUGACCUCCACCAGCCUUUACCGCCGUACGUCCUGCCACCCAAACCUCUGAGACCUCUGCGCAAGUAUUGCACCGUCAGAAAUGCCCUCAUCACCUUCGGCGUCUUUGUGGUCUACAUCGGAUGCACGGUCGGCGCCGUCGUCCCCGGAAUAUUCGCUGGGUUCCCCUUCUACACGGUGCUCGACGUCUUUGGGAACCACAAACUGGCCGUGUACCUGCCCCCCUGUUACCCUGCUCUCUAUUCCGGACGAUUUGCCAUCAACAUCACUUGGGGUUCUUUGACCUAUACGUCGGUCAAGAUCCUGGAUGCGGCCGUCAACUUCGUCCUGGGCAGAGGUUCGCAAGUGCUCUUCUCCUGGCUGUCCUACCAUCUGUUCAGCAUGGCAAUCCUUCGCAUCAUCCAGGAAAAUUGUGUGCCAUUGCAGUUGUACACUGCCAUGGCGUUCGACACGACGUCCCUCAAGGGCGCAUGGUUCCAGCUGCGGGCCGUCACCAAGGUGCACACGGUCCGUGCCAAAGUCACGCUCAUUUGGCUUGCGAUGGCCGUGGCAUAUCUCAUUGCCCUGCCCACGCUCCUCGACCUGACGACCGGCUACAUCGUCGAGUACAAGACCAUGGCCAAUAUAACGACUCCCGGGGCCUCGACGUACACAUUAGUUGAACUCAACGGUACUCAACUUUUCAGCAUCCAAAAGGACGCCUACUGUGCCAGUAACGGGGGUUGCGUCGAGCACCACCCGGGGCAGUGGACCAACGUGGUGAUCGCGGGCCAAAACAUGUCGUUCGACGCGUUCGUCGACGACAAGUACAACUGGGUCAUGCAGAGCGACAAGACGCCCAGCGGCAUCCUCCAGUGCGUACCCAGCAGCACCUACCAGUGGGGCCUGUCCAGCGGGUACCUCUGGAUCGUGUGCUUCGUCACCAGUCUGUGGGUGGUGGGUAUGUUCGCGGUGUGGAUCGACAGCUUCCGCCACGGCGUGCUCUGGCGCAGCGGCCGCGGCUUCGGGCGCUACCGGAACAUCAUCGACAUUGCCGAGCACAUCCAGUCCAAGUUCGGCGACGACCUGUGCGGCUACACGCACGAGGAGUUGGAGAAGAACAUCGACCGUCUCGACCCCGUGGGCGUCGAGGUGCUGGCGGACGGCGAGUGGGGGCAUAUCCGCCUGGGCCAGCAUCCGGGAGGCCAGCAUCUGUUAUCGACCCCCGGGCUGCAAUACGGGAGUCUUGGGAGACUCCGCCAUCGACAGGUGUCGGCGGCGACGUGGCCGCUGACCAGCGGAGGCUUUUGA
Fonsecaea erecta is the source of this 1359-nucleotide messenger RNA. RefSeq lists its product as hypothetical. Lineage: Eukaryota; Fungi; Ascomycota; Eurotiomycetes; Chaetothyriales; Herpotrichiellaceae. Bases 1 to 1359 code for a protein of 452 amino acids. The record is from RefSeq and is a predicted model, not a curated record. The transcript has a single exon.